CAGCAACAACAACAAUGGCUCAAUAAUUUUUGUUUUUCACGCUCAGCGUUUUCCUUCAACGUUGAUCUCGGUGCCUUUCUCCCCCUCCGUCUUGUCUGGCCUUACCCUGCUCUUUUCAUCUCUCAAUUCAUUUACGAUGCAAGCUAUUCACGCAGCUUCAUCGUGUGUGUCUGGUUCCAAUCGGUGACAGCGAUGUUGCAAUCCUGUUGCAAUCCUGUCUGUCGUCAUUUCUUCCACUUCACUUCUCUGUUGAUCCAUCCGCUUUUUGAGCUCUUCUUUCGCUCAAUUCAAUGAUCUUUCUUCAAUCCCUUUUGACAUCAAGCAAUCUCUGAGUCGUUCCAAUCGCGACCAAGAUGUGAUUCAUUGACCCUUUUUUGGCUGCAUGUCGUCAUUUUGCCUUUCCAUCUUUUCGCUCUGAGCUCUCUUUCGCUCAAUUCUACCAUACUUUUACAUACUCUUACAUCAAUCCAUCUCUGUGUCGUUCCUUUCUCGACCCAAGACGUGAUCUCUUUUUUUUUUUGUUCUUGUUCUUCCUUGGCUUUUUUGGUUUUUGUUCGUUCAACAGCAAAACAAAUGUUGUCGCGAGCAAAGUAUCCUAAAAAUCUGAGAGAAAAACAAAAACAAAAAGAAUCAUCACGGCUGAACGAAAAUGCCGCCUACUACGACCACCGGUUUUGCAGCACCAGCAGCCAGCUCCACAAGCGAGGUUGGCUCGACCUUGUCCGAGUCCUCCGUUGCCGCUGGCGUUGGAUCUGAAGCUGCAACCGAUUUCCCGGCAAUGGAUUCCUUGCUGGACAACUUGCCCACUUUGUCCACUUUACCCACUGGCACUCCUACCAAUCCCAAUGAUCCCCGCAUCACGACCAUCACCGAGCAGCUGUCCGCCAGAGGCAUUGCGUUCAUGCUGCACCAUCAUGCUGCCUUGGAUACCGUCGAGGCGUGCAAGGCGUACCGCGACGCCACCGAUGCCACUGCCAAUCCCCACUUUGGCUACUGCAAGAAUCUGUUUGUGCGCGACAAGCGUGGCGCACGCUACCUCAUCGUGGCACACGAGGACACGACCGUUCACAUGCCGCACGCGCGGCGCGUUCUCAAUGCAGCCCGCUCCUUCUCGAUGACCACGCCCGCCGAGUUGCUCGAAUCUCUUGGCGUGCUGCCGGGCUGUGUCUCUCCCUUGGCCCUGCUGACAGACUUUGUCCGGCCAGCUGGCGAGCGGACUGUGAGCGGCGUUCUUCUGGAUCGCUCCUUGUUUGCCGAAAAGUAUUCGCACCUCUUUUUCCAUCCGCUCGUCAACACUGCGAGUAUCGGCCUCUCUCCCGCGUCCUUGUUGUCCUUUUUGCAAGAACUGGGAGUCCCAGUGCUGCUUGACGCGAUGAGCGAAGGUCAAGCUUGAUUGUGUGUUUUUUUUUUUUGUUUUUGAAGUUUCCAUGCUUUCCGCGCCUGUUCGUGUUUUUCUGCCUCAUUUCGUUGGCAGUGUAUGUGGCUUUGUUCUUCUCGAGGAUACAAUGAUCCUGCAUUUGUUCAA
Capsaspora owczarzaki ATCC 30864 is the source of this 1525-nucleotide messenger RNA. Its product is annotated as YbaK/prolyl-tRNA synthetase. Bases 650 to 1393 code for a protein of 247 amino acids. The record is from RefSeq and is a predicted model, not a curated record. Gene Ontology annotation, molecular function: aminoacyl-tRNA deacylase activity. Lineage: Eukaryota; Filasterea; Ministeriida; Capsasporidae. The transcript has a single exon.